AUGACAGGAGAUGACAAGGAGGAAAUGACCCGAUUGACAAAGUUGUUGGCUCAAGAAUUGGAGAUCAAGGAUCUUGGAAAAUUGCAAUACUUCUUGGGUAUCGAGGUUGCUAGAUCAAAUAGAGGAAUCUUUAUUUCCCAAAGAAAUUAUAUUCUGGACCUCUUGAAAGAAACUGGUAUGACAAGUUGCAAGCCAACAGAAUCAUCCAUGGAAAGCAAUCACAAACUACAAAGUGGAGUUGGAAAGUCAGUUGAUAAGGAGAGAUAUCAGAGGCUGGUUGGAAGACACAUUUAUCUCUCACACACUAGACCAGAUAUAGCCUAUUCAGUCAGCCUGGUGAGUCAAUUCAUGCAUGAUCCUCGAGAUCCUCAUAUGGAAGCUAUCUUUCGCAUUUUGCAGUAUCUGAAGUCUGCGCCAGGGAAAGGUCUACUUUUCUCCAGAAAUGGUCACCUCAAUAUAGAAGCCUUUACAGAUGCGAAUUGGGCAGGAUCUCUAGAUGAGCGAAGAUCUACAUCCGAUUACUGUACACUCGUAGGAGGAAACCUGGUCACUUGGUGA
Molecule: messenger RNA, 558 nt
Organism: Lycium barbarum (goji berry)
Lineage: Eukaryota; Viridiplantae; Streptophyta; Magnoliopsida; Solanales; Solanaceae
Exons: 1
Coding region: 1-558 (185 amino acids)
Source: RefSeq, a predicted model, not a curated record